AUGUUAUUUGAUCGAUAUUCUUCUGUUGGUUACAUAUUUUAUUCAUGUAAUAUUGCACCAGUUCUUGGUACAAUGCUAAUUCAUUUAGGACUAUGGUUAAGUGUAUCGAUCACAGUUGAACGACUAUUGUUCGAUAUCUUUUUUAUUGAAGUCAUAGGUACCUGCGCCCGAAGAAGAACUGUAAUAAUCAUGAUUAUUAUGACUGUGAUUGUUUUUAUUACGCAUAUUCACGAAAUAUUUGGACGACAAGCAUUACCAGAUCUCACUCAGCCUAAUACUUUCGUAUGUACAUUCGAUUAUGACAAAAAAUGGUUGAAUGCACUAGAUGAUUGGUUAUCCGCAUUACAGUUAGCUUUACCAUGCUUCAUACAUUUUAUUUGUUUCAUAAUUACACUUUGGCGACUUAGUCGUGAACAAAGUGGCUUGUCAUAUUGUAAAAUAUCACUCGAUGGACUUAAAGACAAGCGAUUGUAUUUGAUACCACCAAUACUGAUUAUCGUAUGCUGUUUACCACAUUUCGUAUUUGCACAUUUAAUGUACAACUGUAUUGAAUUAUCACAGCGCAGUUUUCUUCAUUUACACAUCGCUCUGAAUUUAUUUAUUUUUAUUCCACAGGCUGUUACAUGUUUUAUUUAUGUACUGCCAUCAACAGAUUAUAUGGACUUUAUGUGGAAAACAGCUGGAGGGCGAUUGAUAACGCGUCUGUUAUGUCGUAAACGGAAAUCCAAAAAACAAGCAAGAAAAGAUAUGGAAUUAUAUGAUACCUCAGGCAAACACUAUAAAGAGACUGUUAAGACUAAUUCUGAACGUUUUACGAUUAACUUGUCGAUUAUAUAG
Rotaria sp. Silwood2 is the source of this 837-nucleotide messenger RNA. The record is from the annotation of a GenBank genome assembly. NCBI's taxonomy places the organism in Eukaryota, Metazoa, Rotifera, Eurotatoria, Philodinida, Philodinidae.